Molecule: messenger RNA, 2997 nt
Organism: Phycomyces blakesleeanus NRRL 1555(-)
Lineage: Eukaryota; Fungi; Mucoromycota; Mucoromycetes; Mucorales; Phycomycetaceae
Exons: 7
Biological process (GO): mitochondrial transcription
Cellular component (GO): mitochondrial DNA-directed RNA polymerase complex
Molecular function (GO): mitochondrial promoter sequence-specific DNA binding; DNA-directed RNA polymerase activity
Source: RefSeq, a predicted model, not a curated record
AUGGCAACAAAAACUAUCGGUGUUCAGUUUCUUCAAGAUCAGCUGGCUGCUCUUCAGGACCAAAGCAAGGUUAUGAAGAUGGAUCCUUAUGAGCUUCAGUUGCAGUUGGAACGUCAGGGAUACGAUGUCGCAUUGCAGAAGCUUCUCCAUAUGAAAGAAGCAAGUAUCGAGCGCGGUGACGCUCUUAGUGCGAUGAACUUGACACCUCUGAAGAAGAUUAUGUGGGACUGGCAUGAAAAGAUGAUCCCAUUGAUCAGAGAAGAGAUUGCUCGCUGCGACAAUGCAACCUACCGAGAAGCCGAGAGACAACUGUAUGGUCCCUUUUUGAAGCUCUUGCCAGUCGAAAAGUUGUCGAUCAUCACAAUCCUCGAGUUGCUCAGAGGACACAAUUCAUCUGGAAUCGUUGACGGCAUGAAGACUGCACGCACCAUUAUCGACAUUGGAAAAGCAGUAGAGAUGGAGUACAAUGCAACCCUGAUGAAGAAAUCAUCCAACAAGCUACUCUCGCGCAGUCAGGAAGUCCAUUCUCUUUUCGCAAGCGGAAAGCUGUUCAAUAUGGCAGUUCGUGCAGCCCACAUGAAGGUGGCGCGUGAGCAAGAGUCUAGCAAGAACUGGACUCCUGUCUGGCCUAGCACUGUCCGUGCAAAGGUUGGAAGUGUGUUGACAAGUAUCUUGAUCGAAGCUUCCAAGAUUCCUGUCCCCAGUUCAGAUCCUGAGACUGGAGAAAAAAUUAUAGAAAAUAUACCUGCCUUCUUCCACACCUAUCAAUACGUCCGUGGUAAACGUGUGGGUAUUAUCAAGUUUUCAGAACCUCUUAUUUCCAUGCUCUCCCGUGAGCCUGUUCGUGAUACACUCCACCCUCGCCUCAUGCCCAUGAUUGUCCACCCUCUGCCUUGGUUGUCUUACAACUCCGGUGGUUAUCUCUCGGCCAAGUCGACGUGCAUGCGUAUCCGAGACUCACCUGAGCAACUCUCCUACCUUCACAAAGCAUCCGAACAAGAAUGUUUAAACCCCGUCCUAGCUGGCCUGGAUGUCUUGGGUAAAACACGCUGGCGAGUAAACAAAAAUGUCUUUAAUGUGAUCCUGGAAGCCUGGAAUACUGGUGAGCCCAUUGCAGAUAUCCCACCGGUUGUAGACGCCCCUACUCCUUUACCUCCAAAGCCAGAAAACUAUGACACCGAUCCAAAAGCCAAGUUUUUGUGGGUUACCAAGGUCAAGGAGAUCCAAACCGAAGACAAGAACAACCACGGCUUACGUUGUGAUGUCAACUAUAAGGUUGAAACCGCAAGAGCUUUCCUGAACUUGCCAAUGUAUUUCCCCCACAACAUGGACUUCCGUGGUCGUGCUUAUCCAAUUCCCCCAACAUUGAACCAUCUUGGUAAUGAUCUUUGCCGUGGUUUGCUUCACUUUGACGUCGCAAAACCAUUGGGUCAAAGAGGUUGGAAGUGGCUCAAGAUUCACUUGGCAAAUUUGUACGGUUUCGACAAACAUUCCUUUACCGACAGAGAGAAAUUUACAGAGGAACACAUGAAAGAUAUCUAUGACUCUGUUGACAACCCUCUCACAGGAAACAAAUGGUGGCUCAAGGCAGAGGCUCCAUGGCAGUGUCUUGCAGCUUGUUACGAAGUAGCGGCUGCUCAGCGUAGUGGUACUCCCGAAGAGUUCCCGUCACAAUUGCCUGUUCAUCAGGAUGGUACUUGCAACGGUCUUCAGCAUUAUGCUGCACUUGGAGGUGAUUUAGCUGGUGCAAAGGCUGUGAACCUGGCUCCCAGUGAUCGCCCUGCAGAUGUGUACACGGGUGUAGCUGACAUGGUCAACAAACAGAUCGACAUUGCUGCUGCCAAUGGUGAUGAAUAUGCCAAGCUUUUGCAGGGAAACAUCAGUCGCAAGGUUGUCAAGCAGACUGUCAUGACCAAUGUGUACGGUGUGACUUUUAUUGGUGCGCGUGCACAGAUUGAGAGCAGACUCAAGGAGAACCCAAAUAUCCCGGCCGACAAGACAUACGUUCUUGCUGGCUAUCUGGCAACCCAUGUAUUCAAUUCGCUCGGAGAGAUGUUCAACGGUGCGCGUAAGAUUCAGGAUUGGUUGACCGACUCUGCAAAACGUAUUGCACGAAGUGUACCUGUUGAGACACUGCAGGAGCAUGGCGUGUUCCCAGGAGACGAGCGCCCUGAGGUUCAGGAAGAGCGAGCCAAGCGUCUCCAGUCUCGCAAACGAAGCAAUAAGCGUGUCAAGGGAUUCUCUGCCCGUACACCUUCUGCCAACCAGAUGACUUCUGUGAUCUGGACUACACCUCUGGGUCUGCCUAUUGUCCAGCCUUACCGCCGCUCGGGUAAGAAGCAAGUUGCCACCCUUCUCCAGACUGUGUUUAUCGAAGAUCCCGAUGCUGCCCGGCCUGUCAAUGCUGUAAAGCAAAGUACAGCCUUCCCUCCAAACUUUAUCCAUUCUCUGGAUGCCACCCACAUGCUUAUGUCUGCGGUUGCGUGCCACGAAAAGGACAUGUCAUUUGCAUCCGUGCAUGACAGUUACUGGACUCAUGCCUGCGACGUUGAUGAUAUGAACAAGGUCAUUCGUGAUCAGUUUAUCGAACUCCACACACAGCCUAUUAUGGAAAACCUCUUGAAGGAAUUCCAGGAGCGAUACAAGGACUACAUGCUGCCGGUUGCACAUGAACUCGGAGGGGGUACUAAGCGUGAAGCUUCAGCGGCUGCGAUGAGUAAAAUGAAGAAGCGGGCGUCAUCCGAUCAGAGUUCUGAAAAGGCUGCGAUGGAGGCAAUGUUUGGUAUGGCAGAUACUGAUGUAGAUUUAGACGAAGACGCAGAUGCAGACGCAGAUGCAGAUGCAGAUGCAGCAGUAGACGGUGAAGAUGGUGUGUCGACUAAAAAGAAGAGCGCAAACAGACGAUUCCUUCACACAUGGGAGGAGCUCAAAUUCCUUCCUAUUCCAGAGAAGGGUGAGUUUGAUAUCAAUGAGGUCAAGGGGUCCGAUUAUUUUUUC